This is a messenger RNA of Caenorhabditis briggsae, 4125 nucleotides long. RefSeq names its product Protein CBR-TPS-1 (gene Cbr-tps-1). Lineage: Eukaryota; Metazoa; Nematoda; Chromadorea; Rhabditida; Rhabditidae. Bases 1 to 4125 code for a protein of 1374 amino acids. Gene Ontology annotation, biological process: trehalose biosynthetic process. The record is from RefSeq and is a predicted model, not a curated record. Gene Ontology annotation, cellular component: cytosol; alpha,alpha-trehalose-phosphate synthase complex (UDP-forming). Gene Ontology annotation, molecular function: catalytic activity. The transcript is spliced from 19 exons.
AUGGUUCAACAAUUGCAGAAAUCGAUGAGCGACGGGAUGGCGACAACAGCCGCAGCAGUCCCAAUGAAUGCAAAUGGAGUAGACACGGGUAAGGUGCCAACAGCACCACCUGAUGUGUUUUUCAGCACUGAAAAUGAGCCGGAGGAUUGCACACCAGUCAAAAUGGACCCCUUCGACAGACCCAAAAGCGACAAAGACCCAGUUGAAGACGCAAUAGAGAGACUUCUGAAAGUGAUGGAGAAGAUUGACUGCCCAUAUACACCGGGAAAGGAGAAAGGAGUAGAUCAGGAUGAAAGUGACGAUAUGACGGAGAGCGAGGACCAUGAUGAAAUGGCAAAGGAUGAUGAGGGCAUACCAGCCAACGAGGUUCGUGUGGAAACCAGAAAAAUGGAUUGUACAACUGGUCAACUGGUUGCUCCGAGGAUCUACGAGAAGGUUGACACCCUAUCUUCGACUUCUGAAUCAUCUGCUGAAGAGGAUGAGUCCAUGAUGAUCAUCAAGGAAGGGAUACGAGUGUGUUAUGGAGUCUGGAAGAAGAGACAGAAGAAUUCUGAAAUGGCAUUGAAGGGUUUGGCGAUUGUUUUGGAACUGUGCUUGACCCAACCAUCAGCGCGUGACGAAAUAUUCUCUGUGCUCUUGGAGACGCUGGGAUUCAACACGGUCACUUACUGGAAAGCAGUGGUCCCACAAGUGGUGGACUCAGAUUUGACAUAUGCUACACAGUACCGAGAGGCGUUGUUGUUCUCCAUGUGCUUGUAUGAUGUGAAUCAUAGCAAGAAUCGGCUCCGUGAGCUCUAUGCAGCAAUUCCUGGAUUCAGACAGAGUAUGCUUGGCAUCAGAGCCAAACAGUUCACGGAGAGAUAUCGUCAUCUUCAGAUGAAGAUUGCUCGUUCUCGUCAAAGCUCCAGAAUGUCAUCCAAAUACGGCUCUGAAGACAAUAUUCAAGCUAUGGUCACUCUGGCCAAUGAUGUCAUCAUGGACGAAGAGACAGCGCCAACUCAAAUGCCACUGGUCGACAUGUCGCACGAUAAGCAACGUGUCAUCAACGUCUCAAAUGCACCGCCAGUGUCAAUCAGCAGAAAAACAAGCGGGUCUUGGGAGAUCAAACAAGGUUCGGGUGGACUGGUGGCGUGUGUGGAUCCAGUAAUGUCGGCUGAUAAGAAGAACAUAUGGCUGUCGAAUCUGGGGGUCAACAUGCAAGAGGAGCUCAAAGAGCACUCGACUACAACGAACUCCAUUGGACUCCCACUCAUCAAGCAAGCGUGCGCUGGAGAAGUUUUCUGCGUAUUAGAGCGGAAUGAGAAAAAAGAGCUGACUCCGAAACAGCAAGCUGUGGAAAGCGAUAUGUCUCUUCUCUCCGUAUUGAACACUUACAACAAGCACAGUUAUCAACUGAACCCAGUAGUGGUCAACCAGGACGAUUAUGACACCUACUACGGAGGAAUUAGCAACGGACUUCUUUGGCCAGCGCUUCACAACUUGCCACAGUUCAUUUCACCAUGCUACAAUGAUCCAGAGGCACUUCGUGAGCAAUGGUGCGCCUAUGUCCGCGUCAACUACCUCUUCUCGAUCAACGCCGCUAGGAAUAGUCGCGCUCAGGACUUUAUUUGGAUCCACGACUACCAUCUGAUGCUCUGUGGACAGAUUAUGAGAUCCUUGGAAGGAAGUCUUGAUGUGAGCAGUAUAGAGGAGAGAGAAGGAAAACAAAAAGAGUCACUUCAGAUCGGAUUCUUUUUGCAUAUCCCAUUCCAACCGCCAGCAAACUUCAUGACCAAGUAUAGAACAGUUGGAGAGCCAAUCGUUCGUGCUCUGUUGAGAUUCACAAAAGUUGGAUUCCAAACCAGUCGUGACAGAGAAACAUUUGUAAAAUUGGUGGCUGAUCAUAUUAAAAGAACCAAGAUUGACUAUGAUUCUCGUCUAGAUCGCUACACCAUAGAGCAUGAUGGAUUUGCGUGCUCUCUUGGUGUGUUCCCAGUGUCUAUUAAGAUCGCUGACUUUGUCAACAUCGCCAAAAACCCUCAAACCGUCAUCGAAGCAGAAGAGAUCAGAAAACAAAUAAUGGGAAAAUGCGCCGAUGGUGGUCAAUUGUUCUUCUCUGUCGAGAGAUUUGAUUACACCAAGGGAAUCGCUGAGAAACUCCGCGCAUGGCAGAGAUACUUUGAAAAGUACCCAGACCGUAUUGGAAAAGAUGUCCUGUUCCAAGUCGCCGUGACUAAUAGAAGAUCCGUUGAGUCAUAUCGCCAGUACCAAGAUGAUGUGAUGGCUUUGGCAGAAUUGAUCAAUCAGAAAUUCCACAGCGAACAAUACCCUGAAUGGAAACCGGUGAUUUUUGAGACAGAUGGACUACCAAGAUCUCGACUUAUUGCUCACUACCUCGCCAUGGAUAUUGGAGUAGUAACCCCAUCGAAGGACGGAAUGAAUUUGGUGGCUAAAGAGAUGCUCGUGUGCAAUCCUACAGCUUCCCUCGUCCUAUCCACUGGUGCUGGAACUGAAGUCCAGCUGAGCAACGCCCAAUUCUACUCUGAACAAGAGGGCAAGUGCUACCACAGAGUUGAAGAUAUUGCCAACACUGAAGCGUUUGCGGAUAACUUCUUCGCUGCAGCCACAGAGAGCAAGGAGACCAGAAACAAACAUGGAGAGAAAAUAAACCAGUUCCUUUGUGUUCAUGACAUUGAUGAGUGGAGUGACCAAUUCUUGGAUCCAAAAUGGACUCACGAGGUUAUAAGUGAAUGCGAGGUAAAACAACUCGGACAAUUCUAUGGACUCAUGAAUCGCACCGCGCAAGUUCGUCGUCAAAUAGUUGAAUGUGUGUUGAAGGGACUUCCUAUCAGACCACACUUCAAGUUCUCUCUUGAGAAUGCUAAGGUAACUAGACAGGCGAAUGAUUCGGAGUGUACAACACUUACUUCUUUGGAAACAUCAUGCCCCGAGGGAACAAGCAAACUGACACUAGAAGCUGAUGAGGAGUCUGGAGAGGAGAAGGGAUUCAAGAUUACAUAUGACAUCCAUGAUGAGCUCAGUGAGAUGGAGAAAGAUCUCGCCUUCUUGUCUUUCAUCCAAUCUGAUGAGUAUGAGAAUGCCGAGGAGUUCAUCAAGACCAUUGGGUCGUUCUACGAAGGUGGACCGAUCCUUUUCAGCGAGGAGGUCAAACAGGCCGCUGAGAUGUUGCAGCGAGGAAUUCACUACAACACAUUCUUUACUGAUCGUGAUGGUACUUUGAAAAGCUACGCUUGCUCAUACCCAACUAGUGUCCAACCAGCUUACUCUGCAGUCAUCCAAGCACAGUUUGCUCGUCGUUGCGCCACAUUCUGUGCCAUUGUCACCACCGCUCCACUGAUCCAUACCGGAAUUCUUGAGGUUGCCACUAUUCCAGAAGGAUACUACGCAUAUGGAGCAUCUGCUGGAAGAGAAUGGUAUCUGAAUCCAGCCCAGCAGUUCAAGGAUCGCUCUUUCUCGGCUGUGGAUUUGACUUUGAUGAAUAAGGUGUUUGAAUUGAUUGAGGAGCUUCUCGAGAAACCAGAAUUCCGGACAUUCAAAUGGAUCGGAAGCGGAAUUCAGAAGCAUUGUGGCCACAUCACUAUUGCCAAGCAAGAUGUGAAUGGAACAAUCCCAGCAAGAAAAGUCACCCGGCUCCAUGAGCAGUUGGUGAAGAUUGUCAAUGAUUUUGACCCAACUGGCACCACGUUGACGAUGAGAGAAUCAGACUUGGACUUUAAGAUUUAUGUGAAGGCAAAACUGAAGGGACGUAUUUUCAACAAAGGCCAUGGAAUCCGUUUGGUGAAGGAGCGACUGAAGCCAAACAUGUCCAAAGGUAGCUGUCUGGUUUGUGGAGACAGUGAGUCGGAUAUUCCAAUGCUCGAGGAGUGUUUGAAGUUGGCUGGAUCGAAAGUGUACACGAUUUGGGUAACCAGGGAUCAGGCGUUGCAGGAGAAGGUCUCCCAACUUUGCGAACGCUACAGUUGCACCAAUAUCCACUACGUCACCUGCCCACAAGUCCUUCUUGGAGCCAUGGCUUACGCCACAGCUCAUACUCUCACAAAUGAGAAGAACAGAAAGGCCGACUCGUACUAUGAUGACUCGGACACCCCAAUGGACCAAGAGGACACUCCAUCCAAGCAACAAUGA